Molecule: messenger RNA, 5107 nt
Organism: Zonotrichia albicollis (white-throated sparrow)
Lineage: Eukaryota; Metazoa; Chordata; Aves; Passeriformes; Passerellidae
Source: RefSeq, a predicted model, not a curated record
AGAGGAGCUGAGAAAUCCCUGCCUGCCCUGCUGCUCCCCCAGAGGGGUCUCAGGGGCUGCAGGCACGCCCGGAGCAGCUCCUCUAUUGAUAAAAACGCUGGAAAUAACAUUCCCACAGUGCAGCUCUGCCGGGGAGGGUGAUGAGGCCUCGUGAUGGCCACGGAGAGCAGGGCAGAGGGACACUGUGAUCCCACAGCCCUGCUGAGGGCCCUGGCACUGAAACUGGGAUUCAUGGCAUGAUCCUGCUGAGCUGCUCAGGCCUCUUGGCAAGUUUUGGCCCAGGUUUGGUGUCUGCGGGGUGGUGACAGUGCAGAGCUGAGUGCAGGGACAACAGGGAGAAAGCAGAACCAUCCCAAUCCCCAGGAUUUGGGGUCAGGAAUGGAGAAUGUGACAGGACACUGAAACCCCCCAUCCUUUCUGGACUGUCCUGCGUGCACACUGAAAUAGAGAUGUUUGGAGUUCACUUGAGUUAGCAAUGUGAAUUAAGCAUUUAAAGUCUCCUCCCUGAGCUGUGGCACUCCUGUUUCAUCACAAGGAUGCGGUUUUUCCCUGGAAUCCCUGGCACAGCUCCAGUUCCAGCUCAGAGGACACGGGGCUGCAGUGCCUCACCCCAGGGUGAGGGUGGGAGCUGUCCAAGGGCUCCUGGGCAGGGCUGGGCUCAGCUCCUGCAUUAAUUCCUGUUUUGGGAUCAAUUUUGGUGUGUCCCAGCUGGGCCCUGUCCUUCUGAGCCCUUGUGGGUCCCACUGGAGGCUGAGAGCUGCAGCUGAGGGCAGUUCUGAGCCUGUGAGAUCAGCUGGGUGAACUUGGAUUUUCCACACCUGAACCAUCACUAAAAAUUCAGCCUGAAGCCUCUCCAGUGUGGUCAGUGGUUAUUGUCUUCCCCACAGGCACAAUCAACAGAUAAUUCCACAAAAUGAGGCCAUUUCUUACACAUACAUCAAAAUAAAUUGGGCAUCCAGGUAAAGACGUGUCAAUACAAUCACAGAACUCAAAGAAAAGCAAUCACAGAACUAAAAACAAAGUGUUACAGAAGGUGAAAUCUGGGUAAAUAUAAACCUAAGGCUGCCCACAGCAAGGUGCAGCGUCCAAGGUGUCAGCCCGAGAUCCUGGAGAUUAGAUUGAGUUGCCUGGAAUCCUGUGUCACCUUAAACAAACAAUGGGAUUGUUCUUUCCCCAUUUAUAGGAUGCAGAUAACAAUUCCUCACAAGGGUAUGGUGAGGUAAGCACGGGGAAUGCUGCACAGUUCCUGGAAUACAGGAAUACAAAAACGCCCUUGGAUUGAGGUUGUUCCAUGAAAAGGUUGGGCUUUAGAUUUAAAGUGUUUUUCAUCUGGUUUUGGGGGCUCCAGCUGCAUCACAGAGGGCUGGAAUGUACAAAUCUGGGGGUUUCUGUGUGUUAAACCCACUAAAAAGCAGCUUCCACACUAUUGUCUCCCUUAAUCCAGCAACAUGAUGGUAAUUUGUAUGCAAUUCUAUUAGGGAAAUCAGAUUACAAAUCUUUUGUGGAGAGCUAUUUAUACCACUUGAUAUUACUUUAAUUACAUUCUGAUCUCACAACGCUUAGCAUUUUGCGCUCGAGCACCGAAUUUUCAAAUUAGAGCAACUUCAAGCAGCAUUUUCAGGAAUAUCUAGAGCCCUUUGGAGCCCAAAUUCACAGAUAAAUUAUUUUUAGCCACCGGGGUGUUUUCAAAACCGUUUUGCUCUGUGGAUGUUGUGCUCAUCACAGGUGUCCUGUGCCCACCUGGGCUGUGCUGCCACUGCUGCUGGGAGGGAAAGGAUUUGCUGGGCUGGCUCAGGGGUGGCAGAAAUAGUGGGGCCCUUGUUCAGCAGCAACCUCACACCCGAGGUGUGGCUGCCAGGGCUGGGAUUACAAAGGGAGUUUUAUCUGGGACACUGGGAGAGGAAUAUUUUAUAGGGUGUUAAUACAGCCCCAGGCUUGACUGGUCAAUUCUCAGCCUUUAUUUCUAUGUUAUCACUCCCUUGUGACCAUCUGAAAUGCUUAUUGCUUACUUAGACUUGUAUAAAAUAUAAUAAUCACAAUUAAAAAGUGCAUUAAUUAAUUAUAAAGUAUUUCUGGUACACAAAAAUUGUGGAUGGUAACCGCAGGUUAAACUGAAUAUACUUUCAUACACUACAAUAGAAAAAAAAAAGCCCUAGAAUUCCCCUUUUUAGACUCAAAAUGAUAGCCUAAAUUUCUUACAUUUUAACUUUGGGAGAGCUAUCAGAGUUCACAGAUGCCCAUCUCUGGGGCUGGAAUUGCUGCUGUAAGAUCAGUGCUGAAUGUGGGAGCCCAUCAAUUCAACUGAGCUGCUUGGCAAGGCCGUGGUAGAAAAUUGUGAACAACAAAGGUGAAUCCUUUGUUAAGGCAACAAUAAAAUACGAAUUGAAUCAGAAUAAAUAAUGUGGAUAAAUGGAUAAUUUACCUGGAUAAUUGUCCUGCUCAUCUGGUCUGCUUAGCUGGUAAAAAUCUCCCUGCUGCCUCUGUACCCUGUAUUUUAUCCCAGCAGUGCCCUCUGCUGAGAGCAUGGAAUGUGUGUCCCCAGAGCUUUUUCCUCCCCCAGCUCUCCGGUAUUUUCAGUCUAAGUUCUCAAAAACCAUUUGCAUUUAAAAAGAUGGAGAAAGAGAAGCUACACCUGGUGUUGGUACUGAUUUGUUAAUGACCAAGCCCCAUGAAAUAAACAGAAAAUAUCCUGUGGCAAAGGCAGGGGUAAUGGUAUUGGCUGUUUUAGCUGUGUUAUCAUGAAAGGAUUAAGUGGGAAAAGGCAUUUCUUGUCUGUUGGGGUCCAGGCUGGAGACACAGCACUGAUGUUUUAUUUCAGCUCCCUCAGCCCUCCAAACCCACAAAACUCUGCUCUUCCUUUCCUGCCUCUCUAAUCCUUUAUGAUGCAAUUAAUUUGUGAGUAACAGCUGGGUUCACUUCACUCCAUUUGAGAACAUCCCUGAAGAAUUUUAAACUGCAGGCGUCACCACCCAUCUCCCCAAGCCCUGGACAGGCUUUGCUCUUGUCAAAGGUUGCUUCCAGCAGCUCAUGCGUGUGGGAAAUGUGCUCUGCAGUUUGGGCUAUCCUAGCAACUCCUGGGGAUCGGCACAGCCCCCAGCUGGCAACCCAAAUAUUAAAAAACACAGCUGGUUAAAGUUUAACCCCCGUGCCGACGAUGAUGUGGCAGCAGAAGCUGUGUGUCAGGAGAGGAUCCGCGCCUGGGGAUCGGGGUGGGAGCUCCUGGGAGAAUGGGAUGAGCAGAGCCGGCUCAAAGGAGCAUUCCCCACCAUGAAUGGGUUCCUGAACUGCUCUGCCAACCACACCAAGAUCUGGAGUCACUACUUGGUGCUGGCCCUGGGCAUCCCCCAGCUGACCAUCAACGUCGUCUCCAUCAUCUUCAACUGUACCGUCAUCUUCACCCGCCUGGCCACCAGGGACCUGCACAAGCCCAUCUCCAUCCUCUUCUGCAACCUGGCUGUCUCCGACCUCUUCACCAGCUUCUCUGGCUUCUGGAUUUCCAUGCUGUUCAUCACCUACCCUGACAUCACCAUCUUUGGCUCCCAGGACAUGCUGGCUCCCUACUCCCUGUACACCACCUCCAUCCUGUCCACCAUCUACAACCUGGUGAGCAUUGGCAUUGAGCGCUACCUGGCCGUGGCCGAGAGCAUGAGGACGAGGUUCAGGGUGGCCAGGAACCACUCCGUUGCCGUGGUCUUCAUCAACUGGGUCCUGGCCUUCUUCCUGGGCUGCCUGCCCCUGAUGGGCUGGAACUGCCUGCAUGCACAGAGCAACAUCUCGGUGCUCUACAGCCCCUUCUGCGUCAACUACCUUGUCUUCAUCGCCAUGCCCAACGUGGCCAUGGCCUUCCUCGUGCCCCUCUUCACCUACCUGAGGAUCAUCAUCAUCCUGAGGAAGAGGAAGCUGAGGAUGCAGGCGUGCGGCCAAGCCAUGGGCACCUACAGGUCGGCAGAGACGCAGGUGGCCAGGACCAGCAUCUCCAUCUGGCUGCUGGCCCUGGUGUCCUACGCGCCCUUCCUGGCCGGCGUCAUCUUCGACGCGGCCAACCAGCGCUGCCACGGCGAGCUGUACCCGGGGGUGUACAUCUUCAGGAACUGCACGGCCAUGCUGAUCACCCUCACCUGCCUGGGCAACCCCCUGCUCUACACGCUGCGGCUCCGGGCGCUGGGGGCCCGGCUGAAGGCGCUGCGCGGCCUCUGGGCCUCGCGCGUGAGGGCCUGCGCUGUCGGCCAUGUCUGAGCAAACCCACCCACCCCAUCCCAGGGUGGUGUAUUGUGAUAAAUGAGUGAUGUUGUGGUGGACUCUCACAGUUAAUAGACAAAUAUCAUGUGUAUAGGUUGAGAAAAGUUGUAUAGAUUUAUAGUUGUGUUGUGCAUGGCCUCUGGGCCUCACGUGUGAGGGCCUGUGCUGCCAUCGGCUGUGUCUGAGCAAACCCACCCACCCCAUCCCAGGGUGAUGUGUUGUGAUAAAUGAGGAAUGUCGUGGUGGACUCUCACAAUUAACAGACAAAUGUCAUGUGCAUAGGUUGAGAAAAGGUGUAGAGAUUUAUAGUUGUGUUGUGCAUGGCCUCUGGGCCUCACACAUGUGGGCCUACAGCACUGUCGGCCAUGUCUGAGCAAACCCACCCACCCCAUUGCAGGGUGAUGUGUUGCGGUAAAUGAGGGAUGCCAUGGUGGACCCUCACAGUUAAUAGACAAAUAGCAUGUGAUAAGUUGAGAAAAGUUGUAUAGGUUUAUGGUUGUGUUGUACCCCCUCGCGUGGGUACAACAUAACAAGGGAUAUCUGUCAAGGGAGGACUGGGAGGGCUGGCUUGUCACUGCGGUGACACCUGAGCUCCAGUCAGGAUUUGAGGAGGAGAUCUCCACCACUGGGCAGUGAAGGAGGGGUUGAUGGACAGAACUUUGGGAGGGGUUAAAGGGUUAAAAAGGAAAAACCUCCAUUGUAGGGGCCUGAACACAUGGUGGGGAAAAUCUUUUGCUCCCAGUGCCGUAACCUUUUUUCUUCAUUCAGCCUUCUGCUGCAUUUUUGGUAAGGUUUAAUAGACCUUCCUAAGCUAUGAAAAGUGAGUAGCUAUUUCUCACAAUAUGAUGCUUGUAUCCCAGCUGUGUGU